UCAUAUAUAAUACAGCUACGAGUUAAACUAGCGCAUAACACGAGAAAAGAACGCAGAACUACGCGUCAGCAAGUUUCUUUCGCGCGCGCAAAGUGGCGUAUAUUAGACAGCAAAUAGAGGUCUGCUUUCUCACAUGGCAUAAAUAGAGUGGUAAACGCGCAAUUGCAGUCAGGGGACGCAAAUAAAACUGGAGGCUUGAAAACAGCUGAGCGUUAAAUGGAGACCCAAACUGAAUUCGGACUGAUGUGGCCGCACGAUGUUCGACUGUUGUGGUAUAAUGAUAUAACUUUUGCAUUUUGGUAAGCUUUUUGUGGACUACUGGCAGAGUGAAGUCGGAUAGAUUAAUAUGAUGAUGUCAAACGACACUGGAGAGAAUUUGUACACCCACAUUCGUGUUUGGGCAUCUGCAACGGCUUUCAUCAUUUUGCUUUUCUUCAACCUAGUCAUCAACUGGACCAUCGUUACCGAAGACCGUCUGCGGAAUCACGCGCGCUUUGUGCUCGUGUUCCACUUGCUGUUUUCUGCCUUGAUAUACUUCGCAGUAUGUUUCAUCUUCUACCUGCAAAUUGACCUGGAUGUUACCAUGGACGCAUCUACUUGCGUGGCACUAAUAACUAUCCUGACCACCAGUGCAUCCAACAUCCUAUUCACUAUAACGGCGAUGGCGCUGGACCGAUAUUUUGCCAUUUGUUUUCCACUCAAAUACAGCGGCAAUUAUUUCAAACUGUGGCCGUGGUGUCUUGGAAUUUUAACAUGGGGUCUUGCAUCCAUCAUCCCUCUCACCCUUUUCCCUAAAGAGGAUAAUGCGACCACUCACAGCGGGAACUGUAGGAGGGAAAAGCUGAAGGGAGGAGAAGUACAUAAAAUUUUAUUGAUCUCGCUUUGUACGGUACUCAUUCUUUACAGUUACGUGCGGAUUUUAUGUGAGGGUCGACGACUGGGUGUGCUGAAUCGGCGGAACCGGGCCGGCUGUAAAACAAUCGCCUUACAUGGGGCACAACUUGCCGUGUAUAUCAUUCCGAACUUCAUAAAUUUUGUUUUACACGUUCUUAAAAACAAGAAGGUGAUCGCGAUUGAAACAAAGGACCGGUCUGCAGUGAUAACGUUUGUGUUCUUUAGCCUGGCGCAGUGCAUUGCUCCGAUAGUGUACGGACUGCGCAAAGAGGAGCUUCUGGAGCAUCUUUGUCACCGCUACCCGUGCUUGUCCUGUCGGCUCAAGAGUAUUCUGGAGUGGACCGUUAAUGUCACGCAUCCUCACCAUUGCCCCCAGCAAAGGGAGAGGAGAAUGACAUCAGAGACACUUCUAUCAAGAGAGACAUCACAGACGACUGUAUGACCAUCAUACAAAAUGCACUGAGAAAAUAGCUGAUUUCUGUCAUGCGUCUAAAACAGAGGACUGGAUUUACACAGCACACGUUCAUUUUCAACUGUGAAAUGGUCAGAAGACCCACAGGAUGGAUUUACUCAAAUAUUAAAGCUUCCUGUCAGCUAAGUGGCAGCUAUGUAGAGCAAAGUGGACAUUGUGCACUGGACUUAGUCUUGAUAACUACCCUAUAAAGCACUGCACCAUCAUCACAGAUGCUUUUGGCAUCCUCUCUGAUGUGUUUUAUUAGCAUUCAUAAGAAUACAUAACACUUGUAUAUAUUUCUAUACAAUAAAACACAAAUCAGAGUUCCUUAGAGGAUGUUCCAUUAUUUAUGGCGGUCUUAGAAUUUAUACUAUUACCUUUGCAGGACCAAAGUUGUAAGUGGACAUGUUAUUCGUGUGUAACCACUAACUGAAAUGUCUAUAUAAGUGUCAUCCAACUCAAAUAUAAAAUAAAUUUAGCAGACUUUAUUUUCAGUACUCUACAGUUUUUCUUUACCAAGAGGUCAGGAUCUGCUGUAAUAUCACUUGAAGUGAGCUAGUGGAAUCUGACUUGCUCAUGUACUCUAGCCCCUGCAAAAGUGGUUGUCAUUUAGAACUAAAAUUUAACCUCUGAUUAGAUCUUAAAGCAAAAGGUACAAAUUAAAUUUUCUUUGUGCCCAUGUCUAAAUAAAGCCAUAGAUAGAAAAGUAAAGGCCAAUAUUAUGUUUUGGGAGUGUGGCUUUCCACAUCAGUUCCCUAGUUUGUGAUGUUUGCCAUGUCAACACCAUUAUGAGUUCCUGAUGCAAGGGAUGAUCAUGCUAGUGUGUUUGAUAGUGUGUUUAGACCAUCACUUGUCAUGCCAGAACACAACAGUCAGACGCUGAAAGGUGUGUAACAUUAAAAAGGAUUGACGAUAUUCCGAGGUGGUAUUUAAUAAUUACUAAUACUAAACAUUAAAUCCUCUAUAGAAUUUAGUUUCCCCAUCCCCAUAAAUGUAUUUAUUACAAAAGUCGAGUACACAAAACCACCCUACAGCCAGGUCUCUUCGAUCUCUAUUACACUAUAUGCAGGCAGAUAUUAAUAUUUCCUGUUUAAAAAAAAAAAAGGAUCUUGCCACAGCGUCGUUCAGUAUUUCAAGUAAAGGCCAAGAUGUCAGUUUAAAACGUGUGCCAGGCAAACAUGCCUGUGUUCCCUGCAACUUAAACUGAAUUAUACACUGGAAUGAAGUAUACUGUUAAUGCUGAUAAUUACAGGCUUUCUAGAGAAAAGACAGGAACUAAAGAAAAGUCUACAAAGUCAUGAACAGAAAUUCCCUUUUAUGUAUGCAUUCUUUCAGUUGCAUAACUUGCAGCUGAACCGUUAGUACCCCAAACUGUGUCAUGGUGAAGCAUAUGGUCCUGUAUGAAUAAUUACAAUUUACAUUUCUUGCAAAAAAAUAAUAAAUCACCAAACAUAUUGCAAACACUUCCUGUUUAUAUUCAUAAAGUUCAGAACCAUCAGUGAAAGCUUUGUUUUGGAUAUUAAGGGCUUAAUCCCUCAAUGCUGUCUCAAAAUGAACUGAGAUCUCUGAUUCGGCAGAAAAUCAUAACCAUAAACAGGAUCAUCAGGAUGGUUUAGUCGAUAGAGUUCAGUCUCUACUCUACUGAAAGAAAAGGUGUUUUAAACAAAAACCAAUUUUGAGAACUUCACAACAUCCAGUUCUCAGAUUUUUGUUUUUUACUUUUCUCUACAUUCACAGACUUCAGCACAUUAUGCUAUUAAAGCACCUUUGGGAAAAUCCAUAAGAAAAGCGCGAUGACCCAUAGGUUGGUUAGUGGAUACGUUGGCUUGAUUAGUAA
Molecule: messenger RNA, 3185 nt
Organism: Electrophorus electricus (electric eel)
Lineage: Eukaryota; Metazoa; Chordata; Actinopteri; Gymnotiformes; Gymnotidae
Product: odorant receptor 131-2
Biological process (GO): detection of chemical stimulus involved in sensory perception of smell; G protein-coupled receptor signaling pathway
Cellular component (GO): membrane
Molecular function (GO): G protein-coupled receptor activity; olfactory receptor activity; odorant binding
Source: RefSeq, a predicted model, not a curated record